CUAUCUGAAAUCGAAUCAGCCGAUCAAGAGGGAGACACGAUGUGGCACGAAGCUCGUCGGUCGGAGAGGAAGGUCCAUGACAUGAUGGACGCCGCCCGGAAGAGGGCACAGAGGCGGGCGGUGUAUCUAGCCAAGCGACGCGGUGAUCCACAGCAAUCCAUCCAGGUCUCAGGCUCUCGCUGCCGUGUGUACCGUGAUGAUGGCCUCUACCAAGCCACCGAAGAUCAGCAAGGCCUGAUCCCAUGGAAUGGGAAACAGGACAUUAUGAUUGACAGAUUUGAUGGCCGUGCUCUUCUCGAUUUUAUAAGAGACCCUGAUUCUAGACGUUUCCGUGUCAUUGAGAAGACAGAGGAAGAAGAAGAAUUAGAAGAGUUUGUUAGUUUUGAGCGUUACCGGGAUUUAAUUAAGCAUCGACGUAGAGGAUUUAGUGACGAGGAAGGUUUGCAGCAUGUUAAUCAAGAGAUGGAGGCUAAAAGUGCUGCUUUAUUUGGAUUAGACAGGUCUCAAACAACCCAAGCCCCAGCAAAUAGGGGUUCAUAUUCACAAGUGGGCUUCUCUUAUGAUGGGGAUGUAAAAGAGGAAAAUCAAGACUCAGAUGAUGAUGAUGAAGAAGAAGAUGAUGACGAAGAUGAAGAGGAUUUUAACAGUGAUGAUAGCAACGAUGAAGGAAUGGAUAUAAUUGCCAAGGAAUUUGGAGUGAAGAGGUAUGGGUGGCUUGUAUAUAUGGAUAAAAAGGCCAAGGAGGAGGAAAGGAGGCAAAAAGAAGUGGUGAAGGGAGAUCCUGCAAUUAGGAAGCUGAGUCGUAAAGAAAGAAGAAAGGCUUCUCAAAUUGAAAGAGAGAGGGAGAGAGAAUCAGCACGGGUCUCUGGAAGUAGAGUUCUUCAUCAUGAUCCCUACCGGGAGUCUAGACGAAGUCCAACAUAUGAAGCUUAUUCACGUUCUAGAAGAUCUAGAUCACGAUCGUACUCCCCUUCACAAUCAAGGCGUCAUGGCCGUGGUCAUUCUGAUGAUACUCAGCGGAAUAAUCCUAGGGCUCCAAAAAUAGAAUACAUCACGGAGUUUGGGGGCUCGACGGACGGUGGUGGACCCAAGCUUGCUGGAUAUACUCCUCCAUCAUCUCCUCCAUCCCAAGUUGAUGCAUUGAACCGGCCAUCAUCUGGUCAAAUUCUUGAAGCCUUGCAUAUUGAUCCUGCAUCUGGUGUAUCCCUUGAUGGUGAAAGAAAUGCCAAAUUGUCAAAACCAUCAGCAGGAUCUUCAUCAGGACUAGCCAAGUUAAAUAAGCCUUCCGGUAGUGGAAGUCUUGCAAAACAACAGGGAGAGAAAAAAGAAACACCUCAGGAGCGACUUAAGCGGAUUAUGAGCAAGCAACUAAACAAGCAAAUCAAGAAAGAUACUGCUGCAGAAAUGGCUAAAAAACGAGAACAAGAGCGCCAGAGGCUUGAGAAACUGGCUGAAACCAACAGACUAAGUAGAUACAGGCACCGAAGCCGUAGCAGAAGUUUCAGUCGUUCACCCCCAAGACGAUAUAGCCGGCACAGUAGAAGUCCAAGUAGGGGCAGAAGCUCUCGAAGAUAUCAUUCUCGGUCCCGUUCUCGCUCACGUUCUGUAUCGCCAGUGCGGUCCUCUCGUUCCAUCUCUCACUCUCGGUCUCCAAGGGUGAGAAGCCGGUCCAAGUACUAAUAAUAAUAGCAAGUUGCAGCAGAGGUUUGAUUGUGACAUCCACCUUUUUUUGGGUUUCUGUGUUCUGGUGUCUGUUGUGUAGGCAGACUAUAUUUAUGUGGUGUACGUAUUAUAUUUGGUAUUUUUAUUUCAAAAUCUGUAGUUAUGUUUGAGAUA
This is a messenger RNA of Cynara cardunculus var. scolymus (artichoke), 1836 nucleotides long. Its product is annotated as CLK4-associating serine/arginine rich protein. The transcript has 13 exons. Bases 40 to 1680 code for a protein of 546 amino acids. Lineage: Eukaryota; Viridiplantae; Streptophyta; Magnoliopsida; Asterales; Asteraceae. The record is from RefSeq and is a predicted model, not a curated record.